AUGAAACCAGUGCACAAUGUUCUGCAAGAUGCUAAAAAUGACAGCCUGGAGAAGUCUGACAUUGAUGAGAUCAUCUUGGUCGGCGGCUCCACUCGAAUCCCCAAGAUCCAGGAGAUGGUGAAAGAGUUCUUCAACGGCAAAGAGCCUUUCAAAGGAAUCAACCCCAAUGAAGCCGUGGCGUACGGAGCCGCCGUUCAGGCCGGAGUUCUGUCCAGAGAAGAGGGCACCGGUGACCUGGUGCUUCUGGAUGUGUGCCCUUUGACCCUGGGUAUUGAGACUGUUGGAGGAAAUAUGACCAAGCUUAUUCCCAGAAACACCGUCGUGCCCACCAAGAAAUCACAGAUCUUCUCCACUGCUUCUGACAACCAGACAACCGUGACCAUCAGUGUUUAUGAAGGUGAGCGUCCCAUGACCAAGGAUAACCUCCUUCUGGGAACCUUUGACCUGACCGGCAUCCCUCCUGCACCCCGCGGCAUCCCUCAGAUCGAGGUCACCUUCGAGAUCGACGUGAACGGCAUCCUCCGUGUCACUGCUGAGCACAAAGUCAUGGGAAACAAGAACAAGAUCACCAUCACAAACGACCAUAACCGCCUGACACCCGAAGACAUCAAGCGCAUGGUGAACGAUGCAGAAAAGUUUGCUGAAGAUGACAAGAAGCGAAAGGAGCGCUUCAACGCCCGCAACGAGCUGGAGAGCUACGCCUACUCUCUGAAGAACCAGAUCGGUGACAAGAAGAAGCUCGGUGGCAAGCUGUCGUCCGAAGAUAAAGAAGCCAUCGAGAAGGCGGUCGAGGAGAAGAUCGAGUGGUUGGAGUCUCAUCAGGAAGCAGAACUCGAAGACUUCCAGGCCAAGAAGAAGGAGCUGGAGGAGGUCGUGCAGCCCAUCGUGAGCAAGCUGUACGGCAGCGCGGGCGGCCCGCCACCAGAAGAGGGCGACGAGCAGGGCAAAAAAGACGAGCUGUAG
Molecule: messenger RNA, 963 nt
Organism: Megalobrama amblycephala (Wuchang bream)
Lineage: Eukaryota; Metazoa; Chordata; Actinopteri; Cypriniformes; Xenocyprididae
Product: endoplasmic reticulum chaperone BiP
Exons: 3
Coding region: 1-963 (320 amino acids)
Biological process (GO): cellular response to unfolded protein; endoplasmic reticulum unfolded protein response; protein refolding
Cellular component (GO): membrane; cytoplasm; endoplasmic reticulum lumen
Molecular function (GO): heat shock protein binding; ATP binding; ATP-dependent protein folding chaperone
Source: RefSeq, a predicted model, not a curated record